Messenger RNA from Mytilinidion resinicola, 288 nucleotides. RefSeq lists its product as uncharacterized. NCBI's taxonomy places the organism in Eukaryota, Fungi, Ascomycota, Dothideomycetes, Mytilinidiales, Mytilinidiaceae. The record is from RefSeq and is a predicted model, not a curated record. The transcript has a single exon. The annotation marks the transcript as partial.
CCUCCUUAUGGCAUACUUUCGCAUACAUGGGGACUGGAUACUGAGGAAUUUACCUUCGAGGAUAUGAUAAAUGGCACGGGCGAGAAGAAGCCUGGAUACGAGAAGAUCCGGUUCUGUGGAGAACAGGCGAGACAGGAUGGCCUGCAAUACAUUUGGGUCGACAACUGCUGCAUCAAUAAGAAGGAUUUCCCCGAACUCGUGAAUGCUAUCAACUCGAUGUAUCUCUGGUACCAUAACGCGACUCGAUGCUACGUGUACUUGUCCGAUGUUUCAACAAAGAAGAAGGAA